AAAAAAAAAAAAAAUGAGAGAGAAAAUGAUGAAGAGCGUGUAAUUUCCCUUUUUUCUACUUUUUUUUUAAACUCAAACCAGUGGGUUUUUCUCUGAACGGUUUUUCCUACCUCAAGCCUAAGGGUUUAGUAAGGCUGAAGAACUACACCAGCACAACCCUGCUUCUGUUGGGACAUGAAAAACCGAAAAAAAAAAUGAAAAUGAAAUUAAAAAAAGAAACCCCCCACUUGUAAAGCCCAACCCGUACACCUCCCCAAAUUCGAAGAAAAUGUAAAAGUGAAAGUGUAAAAAAAAGGGAAAAAAAGCGGGAAAUGCAAUUUGACCCGUUUUUUUGGGAUUUUUUCCAUUUUGUCUGUUUGUGGUUUUUGCUGCAUUGUAAUGCUUCUUUUGCUUUUUUGGUGCUGGGGGGGCCUGGAUGCAGGACACGCCCGCCUGUGGUGGCCGGAAAGCGUCGCUGGCCUCGGAUUGGCCUGGGGAAACGGUGCUGGGGGCCCGUGCUGGCGGGAGGCUGGCCGGAUCUGGCAGGCUGGGGGUGUUACCCGCACCAGGCCAAAAAAAAAAGUGUGCUUUGGUGUAUGGGUGUAUCCUGGCAUCACGUGUGCGGGCGGCCGGCGGUUGGCGCCAGGGUUCUAGAACCCGCUGGCAAUACCUCCGUACAUAUACCGAUUGACUCUUCUCUCUUGAACUCAGUUACGCAGAGAGUUGAUGAGAUAUUUAUAUCAAAGCGAAUUUCAAACGGUGGAUUAGUGAAUGGAUUGAUUGAGUAAUCUUGAUGAGGAAUACUAAUAACAACCAUGGAUCAAUUGCCAUUGCAACCAGGUGUCGCCAGGUGCAAUAAGCAAUUGUCCGUUUUAGAUGGAUUGGUUCAAUUAGGGUAAUCUGGGGUAAG
Molecule: messenger RNA, 889 nt
Organism: Hyphopichia burtonii NRRL Y-1933
Lineage: Eukaryota; Fungi; Ascomycota; Pichiomycetes; Serinales; Debaryomycetaceae
Exons: 1
Coding region: 379-633 (84 amino acids)
Source: RefSeq, a predicted model, not a curated record